Molecule: messenger RNA, 648 nt
Organism: Musca vetustissima
Lineage: Eukaryota; Metazoa; Arthropoda; Insecta; Diptera; Muscidae
Product: putative cyclin-dependent serine/threonine-protein kinase DDB_G0272797/DDB_G0274007
Exons: 2
Coding region: 1-648 (215 amino acids)
Cellular component (GO): extracellular matrix
Source: RefSeq, a predicted model, not a curated record
AUGAAAUUUCUAACAUUUAGUUUUGUUUCAUUGGCUGCAAUUUGUGGCUUGGCCAGCAUUGCAUUAGCUGGACCAGUCCAACAACAGCAAUACCAUCAUCAUCUGCAACAACGACAUAGCUAUCAGGGCAAACUUUACCACAGAAGUAGUAGCAGCAACAAAAACGAGGUUUAUGACAGCAUUAGCUAUUCGUCCUCAGCUGGAGUUGCCAAGAAUGCUGAUAGCGAGGAGAAGCCGAAGGAGGAAAAAAAAUGCAAAAAACAGGAAAAAGAUGAAGAUCACGUGGAGAAACCCAUGAUGAAGGAGGAGGAUAAACAGCAAGAGAAACGCCAAGCGGAAACUCACAGCUCCUUUGAAGAUCAUCACGAGCACAAGAAUCACAUUCAUCAUGACUACUAUGUCCAACCUAAAUAUAAAUUCGAAUACGGUGUUAAGGAUGAAAAGUCGGGAGAUGAUAAAAAUCAUUGGGAAGAACGAGAUGGUGACAAGGUUAAAGGUGGUUACAUUAUUAAAGAAGCCGAUGGCUCUACACGCAUAGUUGAAUAUACGGCCGAUCAUCACAAUGGUUUUCAAGCUGUUGUGAAAAUAAUACCAGCCGAAAAGAAGGAAGAAAAAGGAGGAGAAAUUGAUUUGUCGAAAUAUUAUUAG